Molecule: messenger RNA, 945 nt
Organism: Theobroma cacao (cacao)
Lineage: Eukaryota; Viridiplantae; Streptophyta; Magnoliopsida; Malvales; Malvaceae
Source: RefSeq, a predicted model, not a curated record
AUGGGGUCUCCAUGUCCAGCUAUGGCUUCGAGUCCUCGGUACUCUUCUGCUUCUUCUUCCUUUGUUCUUCAGCCAUUUAUAUGCAUUUCAAGCUCUUCAAAGAAGCAGUCAUUUACAGUUUCGCACCUUAAAAAGAAAUGUGGGUUGUCCUCGGAAUCUGCUUUAACUGCAGCCAAAUAUGUUCAGUUUGCAACCUCGGAUAGAGCUGACACUGUCAUUGCCUUCUUCAAGAACCACGGUUUCUCAGAACCCCAAAUCACCCGCCUCAUCAAGGGACGGCCGGUAGUGCUUUUAUAUGAUGUCGAGAAAACCCUUUCGCCCAAACUUGAGUUUUUGCGCUCUAAAGCAAUUUUUGGGUCAAGCUUAGAGAAACAAAUUGUCCCUUCUUUUAAUGGUCUUAGUAAUUUACUGAAGUCUGAUGAGAAGAUUAUUCAUGCUGUAAAACGCUAUCCUCGCCAUGUAUGUUAUGAUCUUAAUGCCAUUUUGUUACCCAAUAUCGAUCUUCUGCUGGAUAAUGGAGUGCCUGAAUGUAGUAUUGUUACAACACUUCAUUCACUGCCUUCAACAUUAAUGAGAAGUCCAAUUCAGUUUAAGAACAUGGUAGAGGAAACAAAGGAAAUGGGGUUCAUCCCUUCCAGGCCAAUGUUUAUGGUAGCACUCUGUGCAAUGAGUUCAAUGAGCAAAUCAACAUGGAAGAAGAAGUUUGAAGUUUUUAAGAAGUUUGGUUGGUCUGAGAAAGAGGCUUUGGAAGCUUUUCGGAGGUAUCCCAUGUUUAUUAAGUUGGGAGGAUCAUUCUUAAAAACGCCUUAUGCCUUAGGCCCAUUUAUGAAAAGCACUCAUUUAUUUAUUGAGAAGUUUGUGAACCGCUUUAAAGUAGAAGUGUCUGAGCUCUUAAAGCUAUAUCAAGAGAAGCUCAAUCUUUCCAAAAACUGGAAAAUUGGUUGA